Camellia sinensis is the source of this 713-nucleotide messenger RNA. Lineage: Eukaryota; Viridiplantae; Streptophyta; Magnoliopsida; Ericales; Theaceae. The record is from RefSeq and is a predicted model, not a curated record.
AGUCAUUCCAAGUCACAACAUAAAGUGUCACGUAAAUUCCAUUUUCAAUUCUCACUGUAGAAACAUUCCACAAUUACAAAACACAACAGAGACAAAAGAAAUAAUAAUAAUAAAAAUUCGAGGCCGAAUCUCAUGAAGUUCUUCAGAGAAUUCGGGUCGUUUUGUGGUGCUGCCACCAUGGCAGCUGAGCCUGCAGCCGCUCCUCUGCCACAGAAAGACGUGGCAGCGCCAGGGAAAAGCCAGGCGUCUUCUCGGAGGAGCAGCCGGCCAACGAAACCAAACUCGACGGCGAACUGGAAACCGAAACUUUCGAUGAUUUCAGAGGACGGCGUCGUUGUCUCAGACAAUAAUGAUAGGAGAAAGACUAAAAACACGGUUAGGUGUCAGAAGAAAGCGUCCGAGAAAUCAAGAUCAUCGGCUACCGCUAGGUCUCCCAGCCACCACAAUGAUUACGGGUAUGAUUCGGUGGCGCUUCCUGUGUUCUCGCCGACGCCAUACUUAUUUUGAUUUGAAUCGAUGCUGCUUCUUCUUCGUUUGAUACAGAUAGUCGGUCGAAAAUUCCAAAUCUUUAUGUUUGAAUGGCUGAUGAAUAGAUUGGUUGGUAUUUGAAUAGACUAUAUAAUCUUUUACAAGUAUUAUUUUGAUCCCAGUUGAAGCAAAAAUAUAGUAUUUCUACAUGCUACAUUUUUUAUGCAAUCUUUUUGGUUGAGUUC